Molecule: messenger RNA, 1128 nt
Organism: Zasmidium cellare ATCC 36951
Lineage: Eukaryota; Fungi; Ascomycota; Dothideomycetes; Mycosphaerellales; Mycosphaerellaceae
Exons: 1
Coding region: 1-1128 (375 amino acids)
Source: RefSeq, a predicted model, not a curated record
AUGGCGUCCGUCGAAGAUCACAAGUAUCAGCCCGUCACACCAACCCGAACCUCGUCAUCCAUGGAUUCCAGCCACGCAGAGAGCGCAGUAACGAUACCAUUGAUGAAAGACGAAGGCCUGGAGGAUUACUUUAGAACUGAGCAGAGAUCUUUGAGCUGGAAGGCGAACGCGUUUUGGGCGAACAUUGUUCUGGGCGUUGUCUUCACCUGCUCCGUUCUUCUGGUACUAUGCUGGUCUCUUCACACGCUUCUUGGGCACGAUCGCCACAGUUCUGCAAGCAAAACGCCGCCUCCAAGACUGGAUAAGGCCUAUCAGCCGGAGACGGACUUCGACAUCGUUGUCAGCAUAUACAAAGAAGACCCAGCGGCGGUUAAUGAUACUAUUUCUCGAAUCCUGUCUCUGCCAUCUGUUCCACCGAAUCACCGAGUGCUCCUCUACAGCAAAGACGAAGGCGCCGACGUUGCAGCACUGCAAGCACAGUUCCCUAAUGCAGAGGUCAUACAACUACCAAACAUCGGCCGCGAAGGCCAGACCUACCUCCACCACAUCUUGAAUCGUUGGGACGAUCUCGCGCGACACACGCUCUUCACUCAGGCUGUUCUUGACAACUUUGGCGAGGCACUCCACCGCAUAGAGAACUACUACGUCCCCGAGACAGGCAUGCUUGGUCUGAGUUUCGCCAGUGAGGUCUGCGAUUGCCACCAAUGCGCAGACCCUUACUGGCACGAUUCGAGCGGUGUCCUCGCAAAGACGUACGAGAUGGCCAACAAUAGAACAUGUGGCUGGUUCAUGUUAAGCUACAAGGGACAGUUCAUCUCGUCCGCUGCAAGGGUACGAGGAGCCGGGAAAGAAGUGUAUCAGUAUCUCUAUGAGGGCAUGACUGAACCAGAUAGCUGGGCACAUCAAAGCGAGUACCUGGGCGCGAUUCAGCAACCAGACUCGCUGAACGCACCGGCGCUGGGGUUUUCGCUGGAGAGAAUGUGGAGUGGAAUCAUGCAAUGUGCCGAUCUGGGGGUCGCGGCGAGGUGUCCGACCAUGUUGAGCGGGUGGAGGAGGAUAGGAGGAAAGGGAGAAGAUUGUCAGUGUUUCGACCGCGAGCCUGGGGAGGACUUCAUCGGGUUCAUGUAG